CCACACAGCCCGCAUGUCACUCCUUCGUCCUGCCCUCCACGCCUGCCCGCGCGCCGCCGUGCCGCGCAGCCUGGCGCCGCGCGCCCCGCUGCGCCUCUUCCACGCCCCUGCUGGGCGCGUCGCUGCCGCACCCGCCGCCCGCUCGGCCGCAAUUGCCGCUCCCGCCGCCCGCCGCGGCGCCUACUCGCUCGGCCUCGGCCUCACCCUCGCCGGCCUCGCACUGGCGCCGCAGACGCACGAGCCGCUGCGCUGUGACUACACGCGCGCCGCCGCCGACCCGAUGAACCCCGGCGGCACGCCCAGCAAGCCGCUCAUCAGCAUCAAGGACCUCGGCUUCGGCACCGUGUCCGGCGCGUGCGCCGGCUACGCCGUCAAAAAGGGCCUGCGCAUCGCCGCCAUCCUCGGCGGCCUCACCUUCAUCCUGCUGCAGUACCUCAACUCGCGCGGCAUCGUCUCCGUCGACUGGGCCAAGAUCGCGCGCCGCUGGGACACGAAGCUCUCGGCGAGCAAGCCGGCGGCACAGGCCGAGGGCGACAAGGCCGUGCCGCAGCCGCUCGUCGGCAGCAGCGCGGCGCGCCUCAUGGGCCGCCUCAUUGCGUUCCUCACCAACGACCUGCAGUUCCGCGGCACGUUCGUCGCCGGCCUCAUGCUCGGCCUGCGGUACGGCUAGACGUGGGUGCAUGCAGAGCAACGGCGAGGGUGCAAGCAGAGCUCCGAUUAAUGCAGGUAUAUGCCAGGCGUGGAGGUGCUGCGCGAGGUGCUGCGCGAGGUGCUGCUCGAGGUGCUGCUCGAGGUGCUGCUCGAGGUGCUGCUCGAGGUGCUGCGCGAGGUGCUGCUCGAGGUGCUGCUCGAGGUGUUGCUCGAGGUGCUGCUUUUCGGAUCGCCGCAAUGAGUGCACUGCGCUCAGACGGCCCGUCCGUCGGCCCGCGGCACCACGCCGGCGG
Messenger RNA from Tilletiopsis washingtonensis, 944 nucleotides. RefSeq lists its product as hypothetical. Gene Ontology annotation, biological process: autophagy of mitochondrion. Lineage: Eukaryota; Fungi; Basidiomycota; Exobasidiomycetes; Entylomatales. The record is from RefSeq and is a predicted model, not a curated record. Gene Ontology annotation, cellular component: mitochondrial outer membrane. The coding region runs from base 14 to 670 and encodes 218 amino acids. The transcript is spliced from 3 exons.